AUGUCAGUGGGAAUUUCACUAUCACAAUUCAUCUCCGACAACCCCGAUCCGCUGUCGAGUGGGAUUCCCGAGCUCGACCAAGCACUCAACAAUGGCUUCCAAACAAGGUCCAUCUACGAAGUGUACGGCCCCCCAGGUAUCGGAAAAACCCGCUUCGGCCUGCAACUGCUGGAACACACGGACCCCCGCGACAGACUGCUAUGGAUAGAGACGUUCAAGCCGAUGCCCGGCGUCGCGCCAGCGACGCUGGCCGCUGGCCGCAAGAUCGAAAAGGUCAAAAUAACGACCUUCACGGAGCUCUUCUUCUUCAUCAACGCGCUCGACACAAGCUACAGACUGCUGGUGAUGGACGGGAUGUCCCAAUUGGUGUGCAACCACCUGUACGUGUUGCAGAAGAGAGCAAAAAGGUCCCCUGCCCACAGCUCCAACCCAUCCUCAACCGCCUCGUGGAAGCUUCACGAGAUGAAAUGCAAACAUCUCGUGCAACUGUUCACCUCCAUGACAAAAUACGCAAACCAGCACAACACCACCAUCAUCCUGCUGAACGACUGCAUGAACACUUCGUUCACCAACGACGACGUGAACACGGGCAUCCACGAGGACGGCCUUGAUGUUAUAGCAGAUAAAACUAAUUUUUACGUCAUUUCUGCAGCAAAGCGGAGAAAUGUACAGAUUCUGAAAAGCUCUUUGCUCGCGAGCAGCGUUGCUAUGGGGAAGAGAGACGCCAAAUGGGAGAUCUUUCUCAAAAAGAAGAUCGGCCUCUUCUGGGGGUGGCAAACAACCGCACCCCUCGCCACAGGCACAGACCACACAACAAAAGCGGAAACAGCUGCAACCACAGGCGCAACUGCCAGCACCAGCACCAAGCCCAGAAAAUGCCGCCUCGUCAUAGUAAACACUGGCAAACGCUCGCGGCACGAUGCAGACAACGGCGAUAGCGAGAGGGGUUCGCUGCAGCGAAUCUGCACGGAGUUUGACCAAAACGGACGUCUUCGGUCACUCAACGCACAGAACAGCAGCCAGGUUCCCAAAACGGACACUGCCAGCGACGAAUUCGUCUUCGAUAGUCAGUCCAGUGUUGUUUAA
Molecule: messenger RNA, 1086 nt
Organism: Zygotorulaspora mrakii
Lineage: Eukaryota; Fungi; Ascomycota; Saccharomycetes; Saccharomycetales; Saccharomycetaceae
Gene: RAD55
Product: putative DNA-dependent ATPase RAD55
Exons: 1
Coding region: 1-1086 (361 amino acids)
Biological process (GO): meiotic DNA recombinase assembly; DNA repair; reciprocal meiotic recombination
Cellular component (GO): Rad51C-XRCC3 complex; Rad51B-Rad51C-Rad51D-XRCC2 complex; replication fork
Molecular function (GO): crossover junction DNA endonuclease activity; ATP-dependent DNA damage sensor activity; ATP binding
Source: RefSeq, a predicted model, not a curated record